Oppiella nova is the source of this 750-nucleotide messenger RNA. The record is from the annotation of a GenBank genome assembly. Lineage: Eukaryota; Metazoa; Arthropoda; Arachnida; Sarcoptiformes; Oppiidae.
GGAGCUUUUGGGGAAGUAUUUGUUGCUAAAUUGAAAUAUGAUGGGCGAGAAUAUGCGGUUAAGAAAAUAAAAUACCAAGGUGAAGACCAUUUACGGGAAUGUAUGCAAGAAAUGCAAAAAUUGGUAAAAGUUAGGUCAGAAUAUUGUGUCCAAUAUAUCAAUCAAUGGUAUGAAAAUAAUGUGUAUUACAUUGAAAUGGAGUUGUGUUCCGAUAGUCUGAAGAAUAUUCUUCAACACAAACCACAAGUAUUUGGUCGACAACCGGAAGAACNAGUUUUACAUUUCGUAGACCUCAAACCUGACAAUAUAUUAGUGGCGAAGACUGUAAGGAACGGCAGGUUUUUCAAAGUAUGUGACUUUGGUUUGGCUACUGUUCACCAGCACUCGUCAGAUAAGGGAGACCUGAGAUAUCAGGCACCAGAAGUGGGUCAGGGAGUAGACUAUACCCAUAAGAUAGAUAUCUACAGUUUGGCUAUAAUUGCAGAAAAAGAUAUUUUUGGGAUUCAUUUGGAGGACAAACAAGAUCUCAAACCCGACAAUAUAUUACUAGCGAAGACUGUAAGGAACGGCAGGUUUUUCAAAGUAUGUGACUUUGGUUUGGCUACUGUUCACCAGCACUCGUCAGAUAGGGGAGACAUGAAAUAUCAGGCGCCAGAAGUGGGUCGUGGAGUGGACUAUAACCAUAAGAUAGAUGUCUACAGUUUGGCUAAAAUUGCAGAAAAUAUUUUUGGGAUUAAAUUGGAGGACAAA